Xiphophorus maculatus (southern platyfish) is the source of this 1789-nucleotide messenger RNA. RefSeq names its product lumican-like. Gene Ontology annotation, molecular function: protein binding. The transcript has 6 exons. The coding region runs from base 548 to 1648 and encodes 366 amino acids. The record is from RefSeq and is a predicted model, not a curated record. Lineage: Eukaryota; Metazoa; Chordata; Actinopteri; Cyprinodontiformes; Poeciliidae.
CGCAAACUGAAAUAUGUGCUUAUUAAAAUGUCAGUUUUAAUAUCUGAAACGACUCACACUAGCUAGACACCAAUGACUUCCUUAAUUGAUCAGGCUUUUUAAUAUAUUUCUGUGCAUCUCUUCGAAGAUGUUGCCAUAAAAAUAAUAUAAGUUUACCAAUUGCUGCAGGGGGAAAGGAAGACUCAACUUUGUGAAAAGAUUAUGGAGGAGGUCUGGUGUCUGGGAUGUGGGGAGUGUUUGGAAAGGAGGACUGCAUCAGACAGUGGGCAAACACCACUGGUAGCUUGAAAAUAUACCCACACACAUAUAUGUCUCCCAAGGGCUUCAGUGAGAACAAGACAUAGCCCUGUCUCUGCUGUGUGUAGCUUCUGAUCAAACAGUCUUAAAGCUUCUGCAGCCUCUUAACAGUUGUACUUCCAUGAUUGCUCUUUUAUCCUGAACCGCACUCAUCGACUCUGAUCAGCUUUCCUGUUGAUGCUCUCCACGCUGGUAACAUGAGAAAUAACCCGCCUCCAGGAAUGAAUUGCGAGUCUCGUCCUCUGGCUCCAUGGCUGCCCUGCUUUGUGGCGUGUUGGUGCUGCUGUGUGGCCUAGACUCUGCGUGGGCCACAUUAGUCACUGACAUGGACUAUGGUGGCAUUCCUCUGUGGAUUAACCGUCUGCUGGGUGAGCCCAGCGUUUUAAGUCUGCAGGGAAGGAUUGACCCGGCCUGGUUUCGAGCUAACAAUGACCAGGUCUGUCCCGAGCAGUGUGACUGUCCCAUCCACUGGCCGACGUCGCUCUACUGUGACAGCAGAGGCCUUGAAAACAUCCCCCAGGGCCUGCCGCAAAGAACCCAGUACUUGUUUUUACAGGGCAACAACAUCUCAUCCCUGUCCUACCCCGUCCUGGCUAAUAUUACGGGUCUACGUUGGCUAAUCAUCGACAACAACCAGCUGGAGAGCAACGAACUGGAGCUGGCCUCUCUGCAGAACCAGACUGAGCUGCGAUACUUUUUUGCGAACCGCAACGACCUGACGUUGGUGCCUGGUGGCUUACCGGCCGGACUCAAACAGCUGCGGCUGGCCUACAACCGAAUCAGCAGCAUCAGCCCCGGAGCUUUCCAGAACCUGCAGAAUCUGAUGCUUCUGUUGCUGCAGGGAAACAGGCUGCAAACCAUCACAGAGGGUGACCUCAAAGGUCUCAUCAGGUUGAAUCUGUUGGACAUCAGUGGAAAUUUGUUCUCAGCUGUCCCCAGCCAUUUACCUCCCUCUGUCCAGCAGCUUUAUUUGUCCUACAACAAUUUCUCUGGGCUGGACGAGGGCAGUUUUGAGGGUUUUCUCAACCUGAAGUAUCUGCGUCUCAGCCACUGCGGCCUGCAGAGCAGCAGCGUCCACCCGCAGGCCUUUAACCACUCCAGCCUGGUGGAGGUGGACCUCUCUUACAACAAGCUGAUCACCACCCCCACGGUUCCAAUAACCCUGCAGUACCUCUACCUGGAGGCCAAUAACAUUCAAGAGUUCAACGUGAGCAGUUUCUGCAGGGAGGUGGGGCCUCUGUCCUACUCCAGGAUGAAGAUCCUGCGGCUGGAUGGAAACAAAAUGGCACAACACCAGCUCCCCCCUGACUGGGUUCACUGCCUCCGAGUGCUUCAGAGAAUUUUCAUCUGACUCGGAGAAUUAGUUAGACACGAGUACAUUGUGUACCCCUCCGACCCGAACAGGUGUUACAGAGAAAAACACGACUAAACCUCAGCUUGUUGAUGUCCAGCUCAUUUCUGUUCUUCACAUUAAAGCUUGAAAUCAGACAGA